Molecule: messenger RNA, 1561 nt
Organism: Mangifera indica (mango)
Lineage: Eukaryota; Viridiplantae; Streptophyta; Magnoliopsida; Sapindales; Anacardiaceae
Product: WRKY transcription factor 71-like
Exons: 3
Coding region: 135-1142 (335 amino acids)
Biological process (GO): regulation of DNA-templated transcription
Molecular function (GO): sequence-specific DNA binding; DNA-binding transcription factor activity
Source: RefSeq, a predicted model, not a curated record
UUUAUCGCAAACCUCACUUUCAAACAAGAAUAAAGCAAAGAUCAGUUGCACCUAAAGCUUUCUCUUACUUUUCUUCUCUCACUCUUAUCAUCUUUUCGCUCUCCGAUUUCAUCACUGGUCUUAGACUUUCUUCCAUGUCGAAUAAUGAAAAGAAAACCCCAGUUCAUUUCGAUCCUUUCGACUGUAAUCCUCAAGAAUUUAACCGUUUAGGCUUUAACUUAUAUGAACAUCAUCAUCAUCAUCAUCAUCAUCAUCAACAUCAAGAUCAAAAUCCUUCAAUGAAUCAACGUCCUUCACCCACACAAGGCUUUCAAGGGUUUGAUCCGAGCUCCUACAGUAUGACCUUCACUGACUGUUUACACAGCUCCAUGGAUUACAACACUCUAUCAAGAGCUUUUGACAUCUCAUGCUCAUCAUCUGAAGUGAUUAGCCCCGUAGAUGACGCUUCUAAUAAUAAGAAAAAUAGUACUACUGUACAUGUUGGCGGAGAUUCGGCUGGAAUCAAUGAUAAUCCAUCCUCCCCAAAUUCCUCGGUUUCUUCUUCGUCAAACGAGGCAACAGCUGAUGAAGUUUCUGAGAACAACAAGAAAGAUAAGCAACGGAAAUCCCGUGAAAAUAGGGAGCAUGAGAAGAAUAAGAAAGCAGGGAACAAACCGAAAAAGGAAAAAAAGCAAAGGGAGCCGCGGUUUGCUUUCCUCACUAAGAGCGAGAUCGACCAUCUCGAAGAUGGGUACAGAUGGAGAAAGUACGGACAGAAGGCGGUCAAGAAUAGCCCUUAUCCAAGAAGCUACUACAGAUGCACAAGCCAAAAAUGCUCAGUGAAGAAACGCGUUGAAAGAUCAUUCCAAGAUCCCACAAUAGUAAUCACAACAUAUGAAGGCCAACACAACCACCAGUGUCCUGCUACACUUCGAGGCACUGGCGCCGGGAUGUUAUCACCUUCACUCUUUGGAUCUGCGUCGGUUGGUCCCAGCUUUCCUCAGGAACUCCUCACUCAAUUGUUUCCACCACUUACAAAUAACCAACCCGUCCCAGCUUCAAUGUACUUUCAGAAUCUUGCACCGCAGCAGCAGCUCCAGGUUCCAGAUUAUGGCUUAUUGCAAGAUUUAGUUCCCUCAUUUAUCCACAAACGGGAGCAAUGAACUCAUCCCGUUGUCUAUGUAAACUAAUUCGCUUCUUAUAGAUGAACUAAUGCCUGCAUGGUAUCGCUCCUUUCACAAAGAGAGAGUUAAUUUCAUAUCGGUGACGAUUUGGAAUUCAUUCACAUUCAUCUCCUGGGAGCUUGCAAUACCCCAGCAGCCUUUUUCAAAGAGUGAAUGACGAUCCCUUUCUGUAUGUCUGUUUGCCAUCGCUCCUGCCAAACUCGCAUUAACUCAAGUCUCAAAUGGGAGAGCGGUGAGUAGUGUUAAUAGCAUCAUUAAGUUUGUGAAAAUUGCAAUUACUAUUGGUGACUGUUUGACUACUUAUAUGGAGGUACGAUAUAUAUAUAUAUAUAUAAAAAACUUGGCCAUGUUAUCUUAAAGAAUAUCAAUGGAGCUACUAAGGAGUUCUAAGGUAUUAA